GUCCCUAGCAACACCCUGCAGCGUUUGAAAUCUGAGGGGAAAAGACUGUAGUCAGCCCUUAGUGGAUGAGAGCGCCUAUGCUCCAGAAACAGCAGGCUCCCAGGAUGGACACCCCGCCCCCUGAAGAACGCUUAGAGAAGCAAAAUGAAAAACUGAACAACCAGGAAGAGGAGACGGAGUUUAAGGAACUGGACGGUCUGAGGGAAGCCUUGGCAAACCUCCGGGGACUGUCAGAGGAGGAGAGGAGCGAGAAGGCUAUGCUUCGCUCCCGCAUUGAAGAGCAGUCCCAGCUCAUCUGCAUCCUGAAGCGGAGGUCAGAUGAGGCCCUGGAGCGCUGCCAGAUCCUAGAGCUGCUCAAUGCAGAGCUGGAGGAGAAGAUGAUGCAGGAGGCUGAGAAGCUCAAGGCCCAGGGUGAGUACAGUCGGAAACUAGAGGAACGCUUUAUGACCCUAGCAGCCAACCACGAGUUGAUGCUCCGCUUCAAGGAUGAAUACAAGAGUGAGAACAUCAAGCUGAGGGAGGAGAAUGAGAAGCUGAGGCUGGAGAAUAGCAGCCUCUUCAGCCAGGCUCUGAAGGAUGAGGAGGCGAAAGUAUUACAGCUCACAGUCCGGUGUGAGGCCCUCACUGGGGAGCUAGAAACGCUGAAGGAGAGGUGUGCUCAGGAUGCCUGCCAGGCACAGGCGCGCGAGAAGGAGCUGCUGGAGCUACAGAGCCAGCAGGCCUGCACCCACACCAAGGAGACAGAACAGCUGCGCAGCCAGCUGCAGACCCUCAAGCAGCAGCACCAGCAGGCUGUGGAGCAGAUAGCUAAGGCAGAGGAGACACACAGCAGCCUGAGCCAGGAGCUGCAGGCCAGGCUGCAGACCGUCACUAGAGAGAAAGAGGAGUUGCUGCAGCUGUCCAUUGAAAGGGGCAAAGUGCUUCAGAACAAACAGGCAGAGAUCUGCCAGCUUGAGGAAAAGUUGGAGAUAGCAAAUGAAGACAGGAAGCAUGCGCUGGAGCGGUUUGAGCAAGAGGCAGUGGCUGUGGACAGCAACUUGAGAGUCAGGGAGCUUCAGCGCAAAGUAGAUGGGAUCCAGAAGGCCUACGAUGAACUCAGGCUGCAGUCUGAAGCCUUCAAAAAGCACAGCUUGGAUCUUUUAAGCAAGGAGAGAGAACUCAAUGGCAAACUCCGCCAUCUCUCUCCAUAGGGAAGUUUCUGCUUCCUCUGGCCUGCAAUUCAGAAUUCAAAUAUUUGCGUCUUAGCAUUAUGGCAAGAGUAAAGAUGAUAUCCCAUUUAUUAUACUUUCAAGCACAAAAGGCAACUCAAAGAAAAGCUACUUUACUAUGAUAUUGUUGUUAUUAUUGUAAAGCCAUUAUUAAUUUUCAUUUCUACACCUAGAAUACACAAGAUUUGCCAGAUUUCCUUCUGUGCCUUAGAAAUCUUAAAUUUACUAGUAGUAUCUUCUCCUACCCAUAAGUUAUUAAUUCUCAACCUCAGAUAUCUUCAUUUAUGUUAGGAUUUUAAAUUAGCAGCUUCUAUGAUUUAAGUCAAUCUAAGUGCAGUGAGAUGUGCCAUUGUGAAAAAUAAUUAGCACAAUUACCCACUGUAGAUAGUUAGGCUUAUAGUCUCCCAUAGUUGAGAUUGUAAGCAAACAUGUAUCAGCAUAAUAGCAUGAAUGCUUUGCAGAAAAAAAAAAGUGUCUGACUUUAUUUUAUUUUGCGCUAGCUUGGAAAAUGAUUGAGAUCAAGUUCUUUAACAAAGAAGGUCAAUUUUAUUCUGUAUGAGCAAUAUGAUUCAAAUAAGUUAUACAAAACAACUUUUAUUUUUUCUGCAAGCUUAGAUAAUAUUCCAUUUUUUGGUUUUCUCUUUAAAAAGAGGAUUUAGAUGUGCAAUAAUGCAAAUAUCAGUAGCUUAAUUUAAUAUUGCACGAUAUGCUAAUAGACAAUUAGACAAUUUGGGGUAACAAAUCAUAGCAGACGUGAUCUAUAGAGUAACUCAGAAAUUGUUUUGUUUCUAUUAGCAUAUUUUUUGUAAUUAAGAUUUUCCUUUUUUAAAAAAAUCUAAGCUGAACGUGUGUAUGUAUGCUUGCAGCAUUUUUGUAGUAAUACCUACAUUUUGUAAGAAUAGUUAUAAAAACAUGAUAUAUAUAUAUGUAAAGUUCUUAAAAAAGUUCUCAAAGGUAGUUAUAUUUUCUUAUCUUCCUGUAAUUAGGUAUUGAUAUAUAAACAUUAUUAUGAAUACCUCUCAAAAUAGAUUGUAAUGUAAUAUUUUUCUCACCCAUUUUGCUGAAGGCUACCAAGUUACAUAAUGAAUUUACUUAAAAAAUAUGACUUGGUGCCUUUUUAGUAAAACCAUUUCCAAGCAA
Molecule: messenger RNA, 2348 nt
Organism: Homo sapiens (human)
Lineage: Eukaryota; Metazoa; Chordata; Mammalia; Primates; Hominidae
Gene: CCDC89
Product: coiled-coil domain containing 89
Exons: 1
Coding region: 66-1190 (374 amino acids)
Cellular component (GO): nucleus; cytoplasm
Source: RefSeq, marked validated